Molecule: messenger RNA, 372 nt
Organism: Syngnathoides biaculeatus (alligator pipefish)
Lineage: Eukaryota; Metazoa; Chordata; Actinopteri; Syngnathiformes; Syngnathidae
Gene: kiss2
Product: kisspeptin 2
Exons: 2
Coding region: 1-372 (123 amino acids)
Source: RefSeq, a predicted model, not a curated record
AUGAAGCUCACGGUUGUCGUUAUGUUGUGCGGAUUGGUCGUCGGUCCGAAUCCCGGGUGUCUGGGCGCAUCUCUGUCGGGAUUUCUACCUGAGCAGGAGUUGCAGGGGACGGGUUCCAUCGGUCCGCGGAGAAGCACGGCGGGCGACUUUCCGGAGGACCCCGACCUGUGUUUCUCCCUGAGAGAAAACGACACCCAGCGCCAGCUCCUGUGCAACGAGCGCACCGACAAGUUCAACAUCAACCCGUUCGGCCUCCGCUUCGGGAAGCGCUACAAUCGCGGCUACGUCUACAGGCGGGCCGUUCAGAGGGCCACGACGAGCAGAUUUUCGCCUCCGACGCUCUUUCGGCGACGACUGGAGGCGCUGACCUGA